GGCUUGCCGUCGUUUGUUGCCAUGGUGAUAAUGACGCUGCGCUGGCUCACUAGGAUUAGUUUUUAGCCAGUUUAGCAACGCAAAGUGUCCUGUCAAAUAGAAAAACCGUGGGAAUAAUAAAGGGCAGUGUCAUGGCGUCUGCUUUAGAUGCUCUCUGGGAAGACAGAGAUGUUAGGUUCGACAUAACGGCUCAACAAAUGAAAACUCGUCCAGGAGAAGUGCUGAUAGAUUGCCUGGACUCAAUUGAAGAUACAAAGGGAAACAAUGGAGAUCGAGGGCGACUCUUAGUCACAAAUCUGAGGAUCAUCUGGCACUCUUUGGCUCUGCCAAGAGUAAAUUUAUCUGUUGGUUACAACUCCAUUAUUAACAUUACAACGAGGACAGCAAACUCUAAACUGAGGGGUCAAACUGAAGCUCUCUACAUCUUAACAAAGUCCAACAACACAAGAUUUGAGUUCAUUUUCACAAAUUUGGUUCCGGGAAGUCCAAGACUCUUUACCUCUGUCAUUGCUGUACACAGAGCCUAUGAGACAUCUAAGAUGUACAGAGACCUGAAACUGCGAGCAGCCCUCAUACAAAAUAAGCAGCUUAGACUUUUGCCCCAGGAGCAGGUCUAUGAUAAAAUUAAUGGUGUUUGGAAUUUGUCCAGUGAUCAGGGAAACCUUGGAACCUUUUUCAUCACUAACGUUCGGAUUGUUUGGCAUGCCAACAUGAAUGAAAGCUUCAAUGUCAGCAUUCCUUACCUUCAGAUUUGGUCCAUCAGAAUAAGAGACUCCAAGUUUGGCCUGGCUUUGGUGAUUGAAAGUUCACGUCAGAGUGGAGGGUAUGUGCUGGGGUUCAAGAUUGAUCCAGUGGAUAAGCUGCAAGAUGCGCUCAAAGAAAUCAAUUCCCUGCACAAAGUUUACUCAGCCAACCCAAUAUUUGGAGUAGACUAUGAAAUGGAGGAAAAGCCCCAGCCGUUGGAAGAACUCACAGUGGACCAGCCUCCAGAUGAUGUGGAAAUUGAGCCCGAUGAGCAGACUGAUGCCUUCACAGCUUACUUUGCUGAUGGCGUGAAGCAACAAGAUCGUGAACCGGUGUUCUCUGAAGAACUUGGCCUAGCUAUUGAAAAGUUGAAGGAUGGAUUCACACUUCAGGGGCUUUGGGAAGUAAUUGGCUAAAAUAAUAACAAAAACGUGUACUCUAUGUAUAGAUUGGACUUUUUAGUCUUCCAAGACAUUUAUUAAUUUAUUUAUAGUGAAAUACCAGGUUUGUAAAAACUACAUGUAGAUACUUUUCUCCUGUAUACAUAGGGGUCAUUAUCGCAUCAUCACAGUUUCUAGGCACUUUUAGCGCAGAGCUUUGACUACACCUUGGAGUUCAUUGUCUUAUUUUAACAGAUGAUUGACAUUUUUUUUGUGUUGAAAAAUACUCAAACAGAAUCAGAUUCAGAAGAUUUUGGAAAGAAACACACUGAUGCUAAAUUAGAUAAUUAUUUUAAAAUGUUUUUUUUUACAAAAGUAACAAUCAAAUCAGCUGUUCGGACAGCAGCUGUUAAGUGAAGCUGUUUUCUGGGUAGGCUUCGUCCCUGUGGAAGUGUCAUAAACUAAUAGCAGAUAAAGACAACAUUUUAUCAGUGAGCUGUGACUCACUCCCUGGCACACUGUUGCUCAUUAGGUUAGAGAUAAAAUAAAGACUUGACACAAAA
Messenger RNA from Oryzias latipes (Japanese medaka), 1687 nucleotides. It is a transcript of the gene bbs5, whose product is annotated as Bardet-Biedl syndrome 5. The record is from RefSeq and is a predicted model, not a curated record. Gene Ontology annotation, biological process: intracellular transport; cilium assembly. Gene Ontology annotation, molecular function: phosphatidylinositol-3-phosphate binding. Gene Ontology annotation, cellular component: BBSome; ciliary basal body. NCBI's taxonomy places the organism in Eukaryota, Metazoa, Chordata, Actinopteri, Beloniformes, Adrianichthyidae.